AUUCGGCCCAAUUUUUUAAUUUCGGAUCCAGAAGCUGAUAACCUUUUUUUCCCCCCCCCCCAAAUGUUAUUAUAGUCCAUCAACUUGUCUUCUCUGUGUGGUUAGGGUUUAUCACUGAGGGUGUGAACUCCAAUGGCGAAACCAGGUAGAGGCCGUGCGGCUUCACCAUCAGGCUCAUCUUCUCGCUCUCGAUCUCGGUCUUACACUCCUUCAGACUCGCGGUCUUCCAGUUCGCGUUCUCCGUCUCGAUCUAGAUCUCGUUCUAGAUCAAUUUCUUCGUCUUCUUCUGCUUCUCGAAGUGCUAGUUCACGUAGUCCUACACCUCCUCCUCGCCUUCCUCCUCCUCCUCCUCCGCCAGCUCGAAGUCCUGCUGGAGCAUCAAAGCGAGGCCGCUCACCGCCACUGCCACCGCCACCAGAGUCUAAGAAAGCUUCCCCACCUCCAAGGAAAGUAUCUCCUAUACCUGAGUCGCGUGUGAUUCAUGUGGAUCAGCUCAGCAGGAAUGUUAAUGAAAACCAUUUGAAAGAAAUAUUUGGUAAUUUUGGUGAAAUUCUGCAUGUGCAGUUGGCCAUUGAUCAAGUUGUUAAUAUUCCGAAAGGGUUUGCUUAUGUUGAGUUCAAGACUAGAAUUGAUGCUGAGAAAGCCCAACUAUACAUGGACGGUGCACAGAUUGAUGGGAAAGUAGUUCAUGCCAGGUUCACCCUGCCAGAGCGAAAGAAGGCUGCCUCACCUCCAAAGGCUGUUGCAACUUCCUCGAGAAGAGAUGCUCCAAGAACUGAUAAUGUCCCUGUUGAUGUGGAGAAAGAUGGAAAAAAACGGCAACAAGAGUUGUCUCCUCGUCGAAAACCGGCCUCUCCACCGCAGAGGUCUCCUAUAGGACGAAGAGGAUCUCCUAGACGUGGGCUAGAUUCUCCUGUUCGUCGACGUGUUGACUCUCCUAUUCGCCGCCGAGCAAAUUCUCCUUUUAGGCGUGGCAGUCCACCGCCCCCAAGGAGGAGGCCUGGAUCUCCCAUUAGACGCCGUUCACCAUCCCCUCCACCAAGACGUCAUCGGACACCUCCUAGGGGCUCUCCCAGAAGAAUUCGUGGCAGUCCUGUUCGUAGACGUUCUCCACUUCCACCAAGGCGACGUUCUCCACGACGUGCUAGAAGUCCACCCAGAAGAUCUCCGAUUGGUCGUCGAUCUAGCCGUUCACCUAUUAGGAGGCCUAUCCGUUCACGAUCAAGAUCCAUCUCUCCUAGGCGAGGAAGGGGUCCAGCUGCAAGACGUGGGAGGUCAUCGUCCUAUUCUUCUUCUCCCAGUCCUCGCAAGGGUCCCCGCAAGAUUUCAAGGAGCCGCAGUCCUAGAAGGAGGCCUUUAAGAGGGAGGAGCUCCAGCAAGAGUGACAGCAGCAGUUCGCCUCCUCGUAGGCCCUAAGUUAUUGUUCUUGCAAGGAAUCCCGACAUUGCCUCUUAGUGAAAGUCCGUGAGGACACCCCUUCACCUUGAUUGCUUCAUUUGAACGUAACUUCAAUUAUUGUAUACCGUUGUCCAAACUAACAUAAUUUUGGUUAGUUGCAUUGCUUUGCUUCUGAUUUCUUCCAAUGACAGUAAACACAUAAUUGGAGAACUAUGUAGAGAAACAUCAGAGAAUGAUCUUUUGUAGCAAUAUUGUCUGGGCUUUCUUGCUUA
Molecule: messenger RNA, 1670 nt
Organism: Capsicum annuum
Lineage: Eukaryota; Viridiplantae; Streptophyta; Magnoliopsida; Solanales; Solanaceae
Product: serine/arginine-rich splicing factor SR45
Exons: 12
Coding region: 133-1416 (427 amino acids)
Biological process (GO): mRNA splicing, via spliceosome
Cellular component (GO): cytoplasm; ASAP complex; nucleoplasm
Molecular function (GO): RNA binding
Source: RefSeq, a predicted model, not a curated record